Molecule: messenger RNA, 4827 nt
Organism: Pseudoliparis swirei
Lineage: Eukaryota; Metazoa; Chordata; Actinopteri; Perciformes; Liparidae
Exons: 2
Coding region: 250-990 (246 amino acids)
Biological process (GO): regulation of transcription by RNA polymerase II
Molecular function (GO): RNA polymerase II cis-regulatory region sequence-specific DNA binding; DNA-binding transcription factor activity, RNA polymerase II-specific
Source: RefSeq, a predicted model, not a curated record
UUGGCCUGGAGGCAUUGGCACGUUUUUAGCAUAUCAUUCUUCUAAUUUGUAUCUUUUUUUUGAUGAAAUUAGUCUCUUUUAAACUACCGACACGGUGUAUGGCUUUAACUAGGCUCGGCUGGAAACGGUUGGUUCGUCGAGUUUAAUGAAAACGAGGUCAGUCUCAGACUACCGUUAGACCCUCCUGGCGGACUUUUUUUUCUCGUUUAUUUUUUUUGUAGAUAAAGCCACCGAACAAGACCGAUAACAAUGUCGUUGACUGCUUCGUCUGAUUAUUUUGCCGCCGAGUGUCUCGUGUCGAUAUCCAGCGGUCCUGUCCUCCACAGACCCACCCCGGUCGCCCCCGCCAGUCAGCGGGCCCCGAUGGGCCUGCUCCCCGGGGAGCCCGAGGUGUCGUGUGAGGACAGGGAAGUGCGGGAGGCUCUGAGGCUGGAGGGGGCCAACAUGAUGGCGGUGGCCGGUAUCCUCACCGACCUAUACGGAAAGUUCCGCCCCAUGUCGGCCUACUCGGAGAGCAGCAACUCCUCGUGUGGUGGGGAGAGCGGUUACACCACGUUGUCCGAUCCCACCACCCCUACCAUGACCCCCUCUGCCACCCCUGUCCCCGGACAGCAGCAGCUCAGGGGGGGAGGAGGCGUGGGGCCCCCGCGGUCCCCGGUGAAGCGACAUCAGUGUACUUUUGAUGGAUGCGACAGAGUUUACGGGAAAUCGUCCCACCUGAAGGCACAUAUCCGGACACACACAGGUGAGAGGCCUUUCCCAUGCUCCUGGCCCGACUGUGAAAAGAAGUUUGCCCGCUCUGAUGAGCUCGCCCGCCACACCCGCACCCACACGGGGGAAAAACGCUUUCUGUGCCCACUAUGCGAUAAGCGCUUCAUGCGCAGCGACCACCUGAUCAAGCAUGCCCGUCGCCAUCCUGACUUCAAGCCCUCCAUGUUGGGCCGUAACAAGGGCACGUCCUCCUCUCCCAGCUCGGUCCUGCACCAUUAGAAUGGCUUGCGUUGGGUUUCCAGAAGGUCACAGUGGUUUCAUGUUAACCAGCUACAAUCAGAUCCACUGAUUAGGCUUUAGCAUCGCUGUGUUGUACUCAAAAUUGCACAUUACACACACAUACACACCACACACACACACACGCACACAGACAGACAGAGGGCUGGAUGCGAGGUUGAAGCCUUUUCCUCCCUCCAUCAACAUUGAUGAUUCAUGUAACCACUAUCCAUCUGCUUAACAGAACGAGGGUUGGGUACCUGGAAUGCUCCAAAUCCAUAGAGGUGGGGAUUCGUUGAGAAAUGUGCUUUUUGAUUCCACUUAUCGUUUCCUGAAAACUGAGUUUGGACCUAAGCUCUUCAUUUACAUUUCCGGUUACACGUGUCUCAAAGUACGUGUAUAAUGUUUACAAAAUGACGGACUGGAGCUAGUUUAUAAAAGUGCGGCUACGCUUCAGACAAGACCAUAAUUAUGCACGGAAAUUGAAUCACUAAAUGAAAAUACAUUCAUGCGAGGGUAAACAGUCUGCCUAAUAUGACAACUCAUUUAUGACGGAAUGGUUUGAGAAUCAAACAUUUUAGAUGUCCUGUAUCAUGACAGUUAAACUAAAUGAAACAUUUUUUAUUGAUCACAUAACCAGUCGUUUGUUUCCUUAGUCCACUCAGUUACUUACAGGAAAAAUCAAUUUACUUCAUCACAUUGAUGCAAAACUCCUGUAAACCUAAUUAUACCAUAAAGCCGUCGUGCUCAUUGAUUGCCUCACAAUGUUUUCGGGCUUUAUUGCUUCAUAGAGCAAAAUCAAAUGGAAAACCAUUAAACUUGGCUCAAUUAAGAUUAUUUAUAAAUUUUCAUUUUUUAACCAAGAACAAAUUGCUAAAACGUUGUCAUUUAUUACUUGCAUAUGGCAGACUAGACCUACAAAUAAAUGUGUUUUCCACUUUCAACAUUUUGGUUUCUUUUCUUACUCAGGAUUCGAUUAGAAAGGGAAUCAUUAAGCAGAUUUGAAUCGAUGAACCCAACCCUAACAAUAACUACAUUUUCUCAAAAACUCACAACUUGCAGGGAUUUUUCAAAUUUUCUGUAACAAUCUUCACACUCAUCAAAAGCCAAAACUCCUCGGUUUUCAUGUGGUUCAUUUGUAGAUUGUUGUUCUGCUCUUCAGUUCCAUUUAUUUACCAUGAGUAGCACAAUGUUGUGAUGUUAGGUAGCGAGGCAGUGACUAGGAGCCUUUUAGAUAAUUUUUUUUAGCUUUGCUCAUUCCAUAUAAAAGUUUUAGUUGUGACAUAUUCUUUCAUUUCUUUCUUGCAUUGGUAACCAUCAUUGAAUGAAUUUUAUAAUAUUUUCUAUACAUCCAAUUUAGUGAUCAAAUGUUGAUUUUUGCCAGAAAGUGGAUCAAACUACAGGAGCAGUUUGCACGCCAUCCUUAAGUCUAGAUCAGUUAUCACUCAUGAAAGGCUGGCACAUAAUACACAGUAGUAUUAUGUCUAAUACUGAUGCAAAUGUACAUAAGCUUUAAGCUUCUAAAGUAGAUAAAUGCUAAUGCUACUAGCAGCAGAAUUAACAUGUGAUGAAUUGUAGUCCUUAUAUUAGGGGUAACGGUAUACUCUUGAUAGGAUGGCAUUGCCUGUGAGUGUCGGUGUGUAUGUAUUUUUUUAUUUACAUUUUUGUUAGCGACAGAACUGGGAAAAGUAUACUAUGAUGUCAAACUAUUUUUUGUGGGGAAAAAGAUGACAUGUUGAGCUUGACUUUCAGCCUGCUGCCUUCAAAGUAAAAGUCUUCAUCCCACUCGUCAGGGAUGUGAAGCCAGGCGGCAGAACGCAUUUUAGGAUCAGGUGUGCCAGGUUGUUCUCUAUGGUUUAAGUUUCAGCAGCAAAAUAACCAGAAGUCUAACCUGACCUUUAUUAAAAUGCACAUUUUGACUUGUAGGUGUCAUUGAGCCAGCAGGCACGUGUGUACGGAAUAUAGCCAAUGUUGUUAUUGGUUACGCCUGUGCUUGACAAGUCAAAAUAUCCAAUGCAAUAAAGACGCGUUUCACUGUUGGAAAAACAGUUGAAGAUGUGUGGAGAACCUGUUCAUUCUAUUUUAGGGAAACUGACACCUAAAUAUUCCUAUAUGCCAAAAAAAGUCAAUCAGCCAUGUAAUUCAGGAAAAAUAACAUUCAUCAGCAGAACUCAAGUAAUUUAGAUAUUUCAAAUCUAUUCAAUGACUUCCAGUAUCCUGGUCUGAUUAUAGAGGUAGAAUCAUUUAUUUCUUUUUUUGGUGAUGUUUCCACACUGUUUGUCCAGCGCAUGGACAUCUUCCUUUAUCUCAGUGAACAACACUUAAAGCCUUAAACUGUCAUAACUACUUCGCACCAUGUUUACAGUUGGAUCCUUGGAGAGGUAUAUAUGCCCGCAUGUGGGCUCAUCACAGAUACUCAUUAUGCAAUAUGGCACUUUUUUCUUACAGGUGUAUUUGGCUGAAUAGUGUAAUGGCUUGCACUGUUACUAUCUACGAGCAAGCGCUGUGGAACUCGUGUGUCGAUAACCAAUGGUUUGUAAAACCGCCUUUUUGUCCGAGUUCUUCAGAAAGCGUGAUACAAUAAGUUUGUGGUAGUUUUCAUUUGUGUGGCGUAGUCAUCCAGACCAUCUCUUGUGAUUGAAUAUGUCUUUUUUUAUUUUCUAUAUACAGUAGAUCUUUUGACUUGGACUCCUCCACAUUCAGACUUCUGCCGUCUUCCUCAUUCAUGUGUCAAACCCUCUUUGCCGUUUCACUGUUGAUCUCAUUUCCAUGGGAGCUGAACUCUGGAGUGAAUGUGAUGCUUUGAAGUUUUGUACACAUUUCUUUUUCGGAAGUUUGAUCUGUUGACAGUUUUCGGUUGCUGCUGGCAGUAACGACACAUGGACUGUUUAAGGAACACACACAAUAUAUUCAAAGCUAUAAUAUCACAAUAACAACAUACCUCACUGAUUAUUUUUUUUCUAUCGGUGUCUUUACAAAAUCCAUCCCGACUCUUUCAGAAAGUCCUGAAUAGCCAUCAAACCUUGGAUUUCAGAAAUGAGUUGGCAUCAGCUCGAUGGUGUGCUAUGUACCGUGCCCUUAUCUUGUCUUUAUAUGCAACAUCACUACUACCUGUACAGCAGCAGAAUUUCAUUUUUCCUGCCUCAAUGAACUUCUGUUGUUAAGUCAGUAGCAAAUUAAUCUCUGGGAUAAAUCAAGCCCAGCCGGAGUCUUGGUGGUCCAGGGAAAGACUCGCUGCUGCUGCUCAAAGGGUAUUCAAAUGUAGAGAACAAAUAUCUAAACUGUCACUUCACUGCAGAUGGAAAAAGCUCAGUCCAAAUCCUUUAGUUCAUAUCGCUGAAUGUGGCUUGAUGACAGACGAGCGUUGUCCACUUUGGAUUUCAUUUUUUGCUGAUGGGCUGAGAAAGAAGAUGCCAUGAUUUUGCUCGUCACCACACUAAUUCAGAUAUGCACAUUGUACAAAAAUGGAUGUUUUUUUAAAUUGAUGCCUACUUUUUACAUUAAUGUAAUUUUUAAUAACUUGUCAAAGCUUUAGUUAAGGUAAAGAGGAGGAACUGUGGAACUAAAUAACUGCUGCAACAAGUCGUUUUGAUAUUUAUAUUCUCAGGUGUCUUACAUUUUGAGCAUUGGGAGUUUCAAUAUUUCCUGUGCAACACCUAAGUACAAGCAUGUUUUACUUCUUUUGUUGUGCUGAUUAAUUUAUUCCAAAAAUGUGUGUGGUUUAAAUAUUCUUUUCAUUAGUCAUUUUGUGAUUUGGAACAGUGCUAAUAUAAAAUGUUCCAUUGUUUGCUUGACAUGAUAAUACCAGUGCUUUUUUAAGAAUUAAAACAUUUAAGUUGA